AUGCCUCAUCAAAAGACCACGCUUCCAGUCCUUCGGGGUACCACUACAUCGGAGUCAGCUAUCGGAGAGGAGGAAGAUAUGUUCCUUGACUUGGACUAUCCUGAGCAACGAAUAGAGCUUUUUGUGUUGUUGUACGGCAAUCGUGGAGAUAUCGAGGACUGUGCCAUAUCACCUUGGCCUAAGUCGGUCAGAGACCUGCCGGCUUGGAGACGUAAACGAAGGGGUACAGGGCAGCUUCAACGGGAAUCCAAAUACCCCGGCAAUGUGGACGAAAAGCUCCGCUGCGAAGCUGCAGCUUCCAUUUGGAUAAAAGAGCAUUGCCCAGAGCUUCCAACGCCUCAGCUAUGGGGCUUUGAACUUUUGGUGGCCAAAGUGCAUCAGAGUUCAACUGAUUACCACCUCUAUCUUUUCUAA
Molecule: messenger RNA, 414 nt
Organism: Aspergillus caelatus
Lineage: Eukaryota; Fungi; Ascomycota; Eurotiomycetes; Eurotiales; Aspergillaceae
Exons: 2
Coding region: 1-414 (137 amino acids)
Source: RefSeq, a predicted model, not a curated record